GCAUUCUUUUCUUUCUUGAUCAAAGUUGUCCAUGAAAGAAAAUUCUCUGUGGGCUGUUGCCAUAAAAAUACAAAAGCCAUAACAUGUGGAGAGAACUCUUUUAACUGGGGUCUACUUUUUAGCUUUCCGCUGAUCCUCCUUAAUUGCCAACCCCUACAAAUAAUCAGUUAUUGGCUUAAUCCCAGAAACAAAUUAAAAUUUCCUAUUCUUAUCUUCUUUCUCCUGCCUCAUCAUGAGUAGACUUGGGAUAAACACUAAUACACAUGAAGAUGCAUAUGAGCUAAGAAGAGGGCCAUGGACUGUUGAGGAAGAUGAUCUUCUUGUUCGCUACAUAACUAGUCAUGGCGAAGGCCACUGGAAUUACUUAGCUAAAUUUGCAGGUCUUAAGAGAACAGGGAAAAGCUGCAGGUUGAGGUGGUUGAAUUAUUUGAAGCCUGAUGUUAAGCAUGGAAACCUCACCCCACAAGAACAGCUCUUGAUCCUUGAGCUCCAUUGCAAGUGGGGAAACAGGUGGUCAAAGAUUGCACAGCAUCUACCAGGAAGAACGGAUAAUGAAAUCAAGAAUUACUGGAGAACUAGGGUGCAGAAACAUGCCCGGCAACUUAAGAUUGAUGGAAAUAGCAAGAAAUUUCAUGAAGCAAUCCGACGGUUUUGGGUACCAAGAUUGCUUGAAAAAAUGGAACAAAAUUCUUCAGCAACAUCCUCUCCCUCUUCUUCCAUCUCUACCUUGGAAACUCAAACUCCCAUAAAUACUACACCAUGUCCUAAAUACAGGUUCCAGGUGAAUAAUUCUGAUCAGCACAAGGAAUAUUCACACAGUAACUCAUUAGAAUCUGGGAUAAUUUCACAGCUGACUGCAGAGAAUUCAGAAAUGAAUACUGCUUAUAACAAUUCAUUUCAAGAUGAUGGUUACCAUGUGGACAUUAGCAGUAAUAACAUUUUAGAAAUGGAGUCGCAGCAGGAGAUUUUGCGCUCGCAGUGCCAGCAGAUGGAAGAGAUUGAUUGGUUUGGCGAAGGAAUGGCUGGGACUUUUUGGAAUGCUGGUGAAUUCUGGGAUUUUAGAAAAUCAUAAUUACCAGACUAGGUCUCAAGGUUCUUGCUUUUGUAACAGGGCCAAGAAAAAAAAGCUAAUUAUGUAUAUUUAUGAGUUUAAUGUUUUCCAUGUGCUUUUAAUCUUUACCUACUCAUUGUAGUCUAUGAUAAUGCUCAUGUCUUGCUAGCUGGCUUCGAGUCAUACAAGUAUUGCAUGCACGUUUGGUUAAGCUUCAAA
Messenger RNA from Olea europaea var. sylvestris, 1270 nucleotides. Its product is annotated as transcription factor MYB62-like. NCBI's taxonomy places the organism in Eukaryota, Viridiplantae, Streptophyta, Magnoliopsida, Lamiales, Oleaceae. Gene Ontology annotation, cellular component: nucleus. The coding region runs from base 233 to 1072 and encodes 279 amino acids. Gene Ontology annotation, biological process: regulation of DNA-templated transcription. Gene Ontology annotation, molecular function: sequence-specific DNA binding; DNA-binding transcription factor activity. The record is from RefSeq and is a predicted model, not a curated record. The transcript has 3 exons.